AUGUACUGUCAACCAGUGGCCAUGGCAGGGCUCCUAUCGUACUUUGGCCGUCCCGAUACCAAGCAAGCCGCGCGCGACGCUAUCGUGCGGCUCCGCGAGACAGUGCAUCUGCUGGAGAAGAAGGAGGCGCAUCUGCAAAAGGAGAUCGACGAGCAAUUGAGAAUCGCGAAGGCGAAUGUGGUGGCGAAUAAAGCGCUUGCCACACGUGCCUUGAAACGCAAACGCCUCAAGGAAACGCAGCUCGAACAGUUCCGCGGCCAGCAGCUGCAGAUUCAGAUGCAGAUCGACACACUGGAGAGCGUGCACAUCAACAAGGCGACGGUAAGGGCGAUGAAGGGCGCGGCGGAAGUUCUGCAGUCGAUUAACAAGAAGAUGACCGUCGCCGACGUCGACCGAACGAUGGCCGAUAUCGCGGAGCAGCGCGAGGUCGCCUACGAGAUUUCUGCGCUCAUCUCAACGCCGGUCGGCGUGGACACGGUCGACGAGGACGACCUCCUUCUCGAGCUCGCCGAACUGGAAGACGACGUGAUCACGGAGCGUCUCGCCGCCGCGUCGCAUGCGCCGCUGUAUCAUCCUGAUGUUGGCUCAGUGCCGAUGCACGCAGCACUGCCAAACGAAGAGGAGGAGAUCCUUCGCCAGCUUCAGGCGGACAUGACCGCACUAUAUUGA
Mycena indigotica is the source of this 669-nucleotide messenger RNA. RefSeq names its product Vacuolar sorting protein. Gene Ontology annotation, biological process: vesicle budding from membrane; late endosome to vacuole transport via multivesicular body sorting pathway. Lineage: Eukaryota; Fungi; Basidiomycota; Agaricomycetes; Agaricales; Mycenaceae. The record is from RefSeq and is a predicted model, not a curated record. The transcript is spliced from 7 exons. Gene Ontology annotation, cellular component: cytoplasmic side of plasma membrane; ESCRT III complex; multivesicular body. The coding region runs from base 1 to 669 and encodes 222 amino acids.